GCCACGCCCACUCAGCGCUUGGCCACGCCCCCCCCGGAGCGCGGGAGCGGCGCGGGUCCCGCAGUCCGCAGCACCAUGCGGCUGUCGGCGCUGCUGAGCGCGGCACGGCCGCGGCUGCCCCCGGGGUACCGGCACGGGCUGUGGCCCCCCGACUCCACGGCAGCCCGGCUCCGCAAUCCCCCGGGGCAGCGCCGCCGCAAGGUCUUUGUGGAACCCAUCGCCAAGGACGACUGGAAGGUGUUUAAGGGUGACACGGUGCAGGUGCUGGCCGGGAAGGAUGCGGGGAAGCAGGGGAUGGUCACCCAGGUGGUGCAAGCCCGCAACUGGGUGGUGGUGGAAGGACUGAACACGCACUAUCGCUACAUCAACCGCACAGCCAAGUACUCCGGGACCUACAUCAGCAGUGAGGCACCGCUGCUGCUCAGCCAGAUCUGCCUGGUGGACCCCGAGGACCGGAAGCCGACAGAGGUGGAGUGGCGCUACACGGAGGAGGGCGAGCGCGUCCGUGUGUCUCUGCGCAGCGGCCGCAUCCUGCCCGUGCCCCCCCAGCCUCGCCAGGACGGCGUCAUCCCCGAGCAGUGGGUGGAUGGCCCCAAGGACACGUCGCAGGAGGAUGCGCUGGCCAAGACGUACCGGCCAUCCCUGAAGACCUUUGAAGAGGAGAUCAUGGAUGCCAUGGGGAUCGUGGAGACACGCCGGGCCAAGAAAUCCUACUGGUAUUAACUGGGGGAGCUGGAAGCCCCCACAAGCCGGGCUCUGCAAUAAACACCUCCCUUGAUUUUC
Poecile atricapillus (Black-capped chickadee) is the source of this 783-nucleotide messenger RNA. It is a transcript of the gene MRPL24, whose product is annotated as mitochondrial ribosomal protein L24. Gene Ontology annotation, biological process: translation. The coding region runs from base 76 to 723 and encodes 215 amino acids. Lineage: Eukaryota; Metazoa; Chordata; Aves; Passeriformes; Paridae. The record is from RefSeq and is a predicted model, not a curated record. The transcript is spliced from 6 exons. Gene Ontology annotation, cellular component: ribosome; mitochondrion. Gene Ontology annotation, molecular function: structural constituent of ribosome; RNA binding.